AUGGAGCACCCCGUCCAACUGACCCAGAUGGACCCCAUGCCCAUCUGGUCCCCCGCAGCAUCCGACCACGGCGUCCGACGUGCUCGCUCGCCGCUCGUCCCCGCUGAGGUCGGCUUCAACCCGUCCGAGGGCAUCGCGCUGCGUCUGGGACCCGAGGGCCAUAUCACCGACCAUCCCGGCAGCGCGGUCGCGUACAACCCUCCGCCGCAGGUGUUUGCGCCGCCGCCGACUGGCCCUGCGUACAUGCAGGGGCACGACACGCGGGACCUCCACUCGCUGCAGCAAAGCGGCCAGCACAACUUUCGCGAGUACCUGGUGCUGCAGAAAGAGUACAGACGGUAUGGCGGCAACGCGGACCGUCUGCGGUACCAGACGGACCUGGUGCUGAGUGACCUGCUGGGCCUGCAGAUCCACGUGCGUGAUCUGGCGCGGGCCGCGCAAAACCACCGUUGGCGAAAGUGGCUCAUGGGCGGCAUCUUCGCAUCCUUUAUACCGCUCGUCCGACGCAUCUUUCGGCGCGGCAACGACCCCGACUCCAAGGCGGCCGCCAACGACACCGAGUACGCGUUUCAAAAAUCUCAAAAUAUCCUGGCCCGCGUCAAGAAUAGCGUCUUUGGCGUCGGGAAGCUCGCGUCGGUUGGCUUCUUUGUCUUUGCCGUCUUGUAUAUUUUCCAGAGCGAGGUGUCGCUGCGCGUGGCCAGGACGACGCAGAGGCGCCUAAAGCAGCUGGCGGACCGCAUCCACGAGGGCGACUACUCGCUCGGGGAGCGAGACGGUCGCGCGCUCGAGGGCUGGAGGUGGCGGAUUCUCCUCUGGUGA
Molecule: messenger RNA, 819 nt
Organism: Cordyceps militaris CM01
Lineage: Eukaryota; Fungi; Ascomycota; Sordariomycetes; Hypocreales; Cordycipitaceae
Exons: 2
Coding region: 1-819 (272 amino acids)
Source: RefSeq, a predicted model, not a curated record